Rubroshorea leprosula is the source of this 1760-nucleotide messenger RNA. NCBI's taxonomy places the organism in Eukaryota, Viridiplantae, Streptophyta, Magnoliopsida, Malvales, Dipterocarpaceae. The record is from the annotation of a GenBank genome assembly.
AAGUUUAGAGAGCAUUGUAUUGAAUAUCUUUACCUACCAACUAGUGCUUUAACUUGAGUAUUUGAUCUUUGAAAGAUCUUUCCUUGUAAUCCUCUUCUUGUUCUAUUUAGCCUAUUCUUGACAAAUUCCAUGGCUUUCGAAAAUUAUGUUCAGCCCUCAAUCCCUCAUUUUGAUGGUCAUCACUACAACCAUUGGAGUAUGUUGAUGGAGAAUUUUCUCUGGUCUAAAGAGUAUUGGACAGUUCUUGAAGCUGGAAUUCCAGAUCCAGCGUCAGGUGCAAAUGAUGCACAGAUGGCAAAAAUUGAGAAGGAAAUGUUGAAGGAUCUCAAGGCUAAGAACUAUUUGUUCCAAGCCAUAGAUUGGGCUAUUUUGGAAACAAUUCUUAACAAGUCUACUUCCAAGACUAUUUGGGAUUCCAUGAAGAAGAAGUACCGAGGGAAUGAAAGAGCAAAGCGAGGAGAAAGUUCUAACUUUGCAGAACACAGUGAAAAGAAUGAUGAUGCCUCGCUAUUCAUGGUCUAUCAUCCUAAAGAAGUUAGCAAGAAGAAUGUGUGGUAUCUCGACAUUGGCUGCAACAACCACAUGUGUGGGGACAAAUCUGCAUUUUUAGAUCUAGAUGAAUCUUUUCAAGACAAGGUGAAAUUUGGUGAUAAUUCUACUAUUGCAGUCAAGGGAAGGGGAAAAGGAAAGAUAACGAUUCGUGCCAAAGACAAUUCAGUUCAAACUAUUGCUAAUGUUUUGUAUGUACCAAAUCUGAAGUCAAAUCUGCUUAGUUUGGGACAACUUCAGAAGAAAGGAUAUGAAAUCCUGAUUAAAGAUGGAGUUUGCCAAGUUCGUGACUCAAAGCUUGGCUUAAUUGCAAAGGUCAAGAUGAUAGGAAAUAGGUUGUUUCCAUUGUACUUGCAAACCAUAGAUCUGUCAUGUUUAUCUACCAAAUUGAAGAACACAGCUUGGUUAUGGCAUUGCCAAUAUGGACAUCUUUAUUUUGGUGGGUUGAAAGCCUUGCAGCAAAACAAGAUGGUAAAUGGUCUUCCUCAUUUUGAUUCUCCUUUAGAAAUUUAUGAAAUCUAUGUAGUUAGUAAGCAGCACCAUGACAGCUUUCCUAAAGAUAGAUCUUGGAGAGCAAAGCGGGUGCUAGAUUUAGUUUAUUCUGAUUUGUGUGGAUCCAUAAAUCCAACAUCCAAUGGAGAUCAGAAAAGGAGUAAGCUUGAUGACAAAAGGGAAAAGUUUAUUUUCCUUGGUGUUAGUGAUAAGUCCAAAGCUUACAGAUUAUACAAUCCUAUAACCAAAAAAGUCAUCAUUAGCCAUGACGUAGUGUUUAAUGAAGCAAGCACUACGUCUUGGACACAAAAACCUAGGCGACAGAUUCCUACAAAUUUCAAAAAUGGAGAAGAUCUGAUUGUACAGAACUCAGGAGGUCAGAUGCAGCAAAAUGAAGGUUUAACUUCAGCAGACUUUGAGGCUUCAAGAAAGGCAGAAGAGGAAAGUCUACCUACAACAGAACACAGUACUGAAAGAAGUCUGUCAACAACACCAGAGCUAGAAUUUGAAACUAGUUCAAGACCUCAACGCAAAAAGAGAAGACUAACAUGGUUGGAGGAUUAUGAGGUAACAAAUCUACCUCAAGAUGGUGUUCUAGUUACUCAUUUUGCUCUAUUUGCAGACUGUGAUCCUUUGAUAUAUGAAGAGGCUGUUAAAAGAGAAAAGUAGCAAAAAGCCAUGGUAGAAGAAAUUGGUUCUAUUAAAAGGAACUAGACUUG